AUGUCGCCGACCCCCCCAUCCUCUUAUUCGAGCACAGCCGCAAGGCCUCCACCUCGGUUCAUCGAGCUCCGGCCAAAGGGAGAGGGUGUGUUGAUCACGUUCCCCGAGGGUGCAUCAGGCCAGGUCGAUUCCAGACGCAAACGACAUGCUAUCUCGCAGAAGAAUCAACGAGAUCGGCUAAAGGCGGCGCUAGAGCAGAUGGCUCGGGUGCUACACGCUGGUGGCGUUGGUUCUGGCCCCAGGGGGUUGUCUGGGACAAAGGUGCGUGUGCUUUGA
Messenger RNA from Aspergillus lentulus, 276 nucleotides. RefSeq lists its product as uncharacterized. NCBI's taxonomy places the organism in Eukaryota, Fungi, Ascomycota, Eurotiomycetes, Eurotiales, Aspergillaceae. Gene Ontology annotation, molecular function: protein dimerization activity. The record is from RefSeq and is a predicted model, not a curated record.